GUGUUGUCGUACUGCUCCUGCCUCUUUAGCUGGAUAUUAUUGAUCUGUAAGUAGUGUCACUGCAUUGUUUAAAAGGGCAAAUGUGUAUUUGAAGUUGUUUUCAAGAAAGGCGUGUUAACAUUUGCAUACUGAACAGGAGCUGAGAGCACAGAGAGGAUCGAUGCAAAUCCCCUUCAGGGACAGUGAGUACGCAGCCUGCAGGACUUUUCAUCCAUCUGGAUGUUGAGUGUGCGGGCUCUGUUUGGGAUCGGCUUCCUGGUGACCUCAAGGGCCCCGGCAGUCCUUGCUCAGACAGGGGCAUGUCCGCUGUCCGCUGCAACUAACAAUCACAAGUACUGUUUCAGUAGCAGACCAGCAUCAACCAUGGCCCAGACCAUCAAAUAUCUCGGGCAGGAGGAGGCCCAACACAUUGAUGAGGAGCUCUUCAGUGAGUACGGCUUCAGUGUGGACCAGCUGAUGGAGCUGGCGGGACUCAGCUGUGCCACAGCCAUCGCCAGGGCGUAUCCAGUUACUUCCCUGGUCAAGGCCAGACCUUCUCUGCUGGUGAUUUGUGGACCAGGUAACAACGGAGGCGAUGGCCUGGUCUGUGCCAGACAUCUUAAACUCUUUGGUUACGAGCCCGCCAUCUUGUACCCGAAGAGGACAAACAAACCUCUGUUCCAGGGCCUGACCACACAGUGCCAGAAAAUGGAGAUCCCCUUCCUGACUGAGAUGCCUGAGGCUAAAAUGAUCGAUGAGGCUUACAACCUAGUGAUAGACGCCAUCUUCGGCUUCAGCUUCAAGGGGGCUGUGCGAGAGCCUUUUGGUUCCAUUCUUGGCGUGCUGAAGAAGACGACAGUCCCCAUAGCCAGCAUCGACAUCCCCUCAGGUUGGGAUGUGGAGCAGGGCAGUGCUGAUGGACUUCAGCCCGACAUGCUCAUCUCUCUCACUGCUCCCAAGAAGUCUGCCUCCCUGUUCAGAGGACGAUACCACUUCCUGGGAGGUCGGUUUGUGCCACCAGGCUUGGAGAGGAAGUACCACCUCAACCUGCCUCAGUAUCCCGGCACGGACUGUGUGUUACAACUGUAGAGGAUAUUGUAGGUUUGAUGAGGGGUUUCAGUGGCUCCAGGAAUGGCGUCGACUUUAACGGAAUAGUUCUGCCUUUUUUUUCCAAGUGAUAGACAAGAAGAUCGAUACCACUCUCAUGUCUGUGUGAUGAAUACGUGGUGGAAGUCUGGAGGCAAAUUAAGGGUUAACAGCUAGACUGGCUCUGUUCGAAGUUGGAAAAAAUGCCUAUCUGCACCUCUAAAGCUCACAGAUGAACACGUACCUCGUCAGUUACAAUGUCUUGGCAGAAAAAUAUCUGGGCCCAGUUAUCAAUGAGUUUUACCAUCAGUGAGGUUGCCAGAUAUGGUACCGUCAUGCCUGUAUAAAGACAUACUUAAAGCUUGUGUUCAUUAUAUGUAUCUGACAACCCACGAGACUGAGAUGCUGCACUGAAUUACUGUGUUCCUCAAGAACUAAUGGCUGGACAUGAAUCCCCCUAUUACAACAAAUUACCGUUUUUACAUUUUUAUAUGUGUACAGAUAGAAAAUAAUGAAUUAUUUUAUAAUUAAUUAUUUUGUGAGCGUUAGAGGAGCUUGUAUUCUUGAACGUCGGCUUGACUGCCACCAGUCGUCAUGCUAAGCUAUGCUAAUCACAUCCCGACUCCAGUUCUUUACUUUACACACAGACAUGAGAGUAGAAUCUAUGCUCUACACUUAUCCUUAAAUGUAUUUCCCUAAAUGUUAAACUAUUCCUUUAAAUCUGGGACUUUGAUUGGUUUCCAUUGAGUGGAUGAUGUUUGGUGUAAUCCUAAGGCUGUGCUGUAAAGCCAAUAAGGUGUUGUAAUAGUUUUCGUCAUGUGAAAACACAACACAACAUGAAAAUAAAAUCUAAAUGAGUGGAA
Messenger RNA from Micropterus dolomieu (smallmouth bass), 1928 nucleotides. RefSeq names its product NAD(P)HX epimerase (gene naxe). Gene Ontology annotation, cellular component: mitochondrion. Lineage: Eukaryota; Metazoa; Chordata; Actinopteri; Centrarchiformes; Centrarchidae. Gene Ontology annotation, molecular function: NAD(P)HX epimerase activity. The transcript is spliced from 8 exons. The record is from RefSeq and is a predicted model, not a curated record. The coding region runs from base 220 to 1068 and encodes 282 amino acids.